AUGCAUGGUCCAGCAAAUGGUUCUCUCUAUGCUAUAUACUACAUACUUCUCGCUGUCAUUGGUAUGCCAGCCAACCUCAUAGCAAUCAUAAUUCUAUCCCGAGGGCGGUGUGGACUCUCCCGGUGUAUCACUUUCUAUUUGGUGGCCAUAGCGGUGGCUGAUUUCCUUGUCAUCGCCACAGGUUGCUUACUCAACCGGAUCCCCAGAAUCUACUUCAGGUACAGUGUACUGUCUACAACCCCGGCGUGCAGCCUGAGUGCCGUGCUCGUCUAUGUCACACGGGAUGGCUCCGUUUGGUUGACAGUGGCUUUUACCAUCGACCGUUUUGUGGCCAUCUGCUCCCACAGCCUGAAAACAAGAUACUGCACUGACAAAACCGCUUUGCAAGUCAUGGGAAUUAUCUGUGCACUAAGCCUCAUAAAGAAUAUUCCUUAUUACUUCAUAUACCAGCCUUUAUACGUUCUGGACGAGGUUCCCUGGUUCUGUGACAUUAAAUCUAUCUACUAUUCCUCGCCCGCCUGGCAGGCCUACGAUUGGUUGGACCGGAUAUUAACUCCUUUUUCACCCUUUGUACUCAUUCUACUACUCAACGCCUUGACGGUAAGACACAUCCUUGCAGCCAGCCAAGCCCGCAAGAGACUCCAACGAACUCAGCAGGGUGAAGACCAAGAAAUAGCCAACCGAAAGAAGUCCAUUGUCCUGCUUUUCGCCAUCUCUCUCAGCUUUCUUCUUCUUUGGAUCACGUAUGUCAUUUAUUUUCUAUAUGUGCGAAUUAAAGGUGAUGCCUAUUUCAACAGUUUGAAUUUUAAUGACCCUCAAUACAUCCUUCAAGAGACUACGAAAGUGCUCCAAUUACUAAGUUCUUGUAACAACGUUUUCAUUUACGCUGUGUCUCAGUCCAAGUUCAGAGAGCAGAUGAAGAAUGCGCUAAUGUGUCCCUUCACCAUUGCAAGUCGUUUCUUUAAUACAUAA
Hemiscyllium ocellatum (epaulette shark) is the source of this 972-nucleotide messenger RNA. RefSeq names its product probable G-protein coupled receptor 139. Gene Ontology annotation, cellular component: membrane. Gene Ontology annotation, molecular function: G protein-coupled receptor activity. The record is from RefSeq and is a predicted model, not a curated record. Gene Ontology annotation, biological process: G protein-coupled receptor signaling pathway. The transcript has 2 exons. Lineage: Eukaryota; Metazoa; Chordata; Chondrichthyes; Orectolobiformes; Hemiscylliidae. Bases 1 to 972 code for a protein of 323 amino acids.